AUGGCUCUCAGAAUUCACGUUAUUUCCCCUUUCUUCUCAAUCUCCACCACCUCCCCCGUCGCUCUCUCCAGCCGCCGAAUCUCCUGCACCGCCGCCGGCGAUGGAGGCAUCAGCGACGCGGCCCUCGCAUCGGAGUUGGCGGCGAGGGCCGCCAGAAUGAACGCGCAUGCGGCGAAGGCGGAGGAGGCCAUGCGCAAGAGCAGAAAGCUCCUCUUCGGAGAGCUCUGCGAGUACAUGGGCCUGGACGAAGACCAGGCCCAACACAAAUGGAGCAACAUGGAUGAUGACCAGAAAUGUGUUCUCGUGAAAGGGUUUCUUAAAGAGUGGGGUUCUCAUUUUCAUCCCUUGUCCGCCAGGUCCACAAAAGAGAUGUUGGAGGAAUAUCUGCGACAAGGAAACUCACCUCCCAAGCCAACUAAUUCUUCUUUCUUCUUCGAGGGACUCAACAGAAUUAUUGGUUUUCCCUAG
Glycine soja is the source of this 468-nucleotide messenger RNA. RefSeq lists its product as uncharacterized. The transcript has a single exon. Lineage: Eukaryota; Viridiplantae; Streptophyta; Magnoliopsida; Fabales; Fabaceae. Bases 1 to 468 code for a protein of 155 amino acids. The record is from RefSeq and is a predicted model, not a curated record.